Molecule: messenger RNA, 1270 nt
Organism: Olea europaea var. sylvestris
Lineage: Eukaryota; Viridiplantae; Streptophyta; Magnoliopsida; Lamiales; Oleaceae
Product: RPM1-interacting protein 4-like
Exons: 4
Coding region: 202-963 (253 amino acids)
Source: RefSeq, a predicted model, not a curated record
CUUCUCCAACUCUUGCUCUUUUUGUCCAACUUCUCCCUCCUCUUCUCUUCUUCUUCAUCUCUCUCUAUGACCCCAAGUAGUUAUUGAAGAAAUUGUUUUAUGGGCAGCUUUGAAAAUUGAAUUCUGUUGAACUCUGAAGAAUUAUUUUGAAUUAUCUCUGCUGCUUUUUGGGGUUUCGACUCAAAGUUUUGGUGCAGACAAAUGGCUCAGUCAAAUGUACCAAAAUUUGGCAACUGGGAAAGCGAAGACAGUGUUCCCUACACAGUCUACUUUGAGAAGGCAAGGAAAAAUCGGGGUGGGAAGAUGAGAAAUCCGAAUGACCCUGCAGAGAAUCCUGAUAUCUUCCAGAAUGCUGAUUCAUCUUCAGCUCCAGCCCCAGCCCCGGCCCCGGCCCCAGCCCCUGCUCCUGCUCCGCCGUCAAAACCAGGAACUAGACCUGGGGAACCAAGGGUGAGUGGGGAAGAAGGCGAUUUCAGGCAGUUCAGAAAUUCUCCAGUCGUGAGUGAAAAUACGGGUCAGAGCAUGGCUAAUGAAUCAAAUUAUUUAGGGCGUGGCUCGAGGUCUGGUGGACAUACGAGGCCAAGUGCAGGUUCGGAGGACAACAUUGAGCGGUCUCCACUGCAUCCACAUCACCAGGCCAAGAUAACGGGGAGAGGUAGUGGAUCUCCUGCUUGGGAUGGAAAGAACUCAUACGAAAGCACUCAGGGUACCCCUGGAAGAUCUCGGUUAAAGCCAGUUCAAGGAGAUGAAAGUCUCGAUGGAGGUGCUGCUGUUCCAGUAUUUGGCGAAUGGGAUGAGAAUGAUCCUCAAUCUGCCGAAAAUUUUACUCACAUUUUCAACAAAGUGCGAGAGGAAAAGAAUAGCGGGGCUGGAAAUGUGUUAGGCACUCCAAAGCAUCCAUCUUACGGCGCUCAAAAUCAACAGCCCAAGAAUCAAAAGACUUGCUGCUUUCCGUGGUGUUAAAAAAACAUGUAGAUUUCCGAUUUCCUUCGAGCUUUCAAGCUAUGAUGAACAUGUAAAUAGCUCGGAAAUCUCUUCCAAUGCAGCGAUACUGCAUUUAUUCCAUGUAAUAGUGUGUGCCUUGGUACAAUAAUGCGAGAUCUUGCUGGUUCAUUAUUCCAGUUUGCUCUCAGUUUUCAUUGUUACUUGCUAGACUGAAAGAGAAAAACAUUGGGAAAUUCUUUCAUUCUAGUACUCCGUAGUAUUCGUACUGUUUUAGUAUCGUUUUACCUGUUAUAUUGCAAAGGGAAUGCAUUGAAUUGCUCGUAUA